Choloepus didactylus (southern two-toed sloth) is the source of this 1323-nucleotide messenger RNA. RefSeq names its product coiled-coil domain containing 166 (gene CCDC166). NCBI's taxonomy places the organism in Eukaryota, Metazoa, Chordata, Mammalia, Pilosa, Megalonychidae. The record is from RefSeq and is a predicted model, not a curated record. The transcript is spliced from 2 exons. The coding region runs from base 7 to 1287 and encodes 426 amino acids.
CAAGCCAUGGCGCCCAAGAAGAAGCGCGGCCCGAGCGCAGGGCGUCGGUCGGGCGCGGCGGGCGAGGGCUCGGAGCCGCUGCUGACGGAGGGCGCGCAGUACCUGCAGCGCGAGUACACGCUGCUCACCCAGCUGCUGGACGCCUGCGAGCAGCGCGUGGACCAGGUGCUGCAGGAGAACACCUUCCUGGACAGCGAGGCGCUGCGCCUGCGCGAGGAGAACCGGCUCUACGCCAGCUACGUGAGCGCGCGCGCGCAGCGCUGCGCCAACGCCAGAGUGCGGCUGGAGGAGCAGAACCGCGCCGACCUGGCGCAGAUCCAGUGGCAGCGCAGCGAGCUGGCGGCGCUCUACCAGGGCCGCGAGGACAGCGUGCGCUCGCAGCUGCUGGAGAUGGAGGCGCGCGCGGCGCAGAUGACGCGCCAGGUGCAGGAGCUGCAGCCCUACAAGGAGUUGCAGCUGGAGCAGCUGGCACGGAUCCGGGCUCUGGAGCGCGAGCUCCUGCACAUGCGCGUGGAGCACACGCAGCUGCUGCACCGCGCGAAGCGACGCUUCCUGGAGGACAAGGCAGCCUUCGAGCGCGAGGCGCGCCAGCGCGUGCAGUCCCUGGCACGGCGCGCAGAGCGGGAGGCGGCACGCGCGCUCGUCGUGCACACUCAGGCCAUCAAGGCGGACAACGGGCGGCUGCGGCAGGAGCUGCUGCGGCUGCUCCGCCGGGCCCAGGUGCUGCACGACACGCGGCGCCAGCUGCUGGAGCAGCGCGAGCAGCUGCGGCGCGAGCACGAGGACACGCGGGACCUGGCGCGCGUGCACGGCUGGCUGCGCCGCGGCCCCGGGGGCCCCCAGCUGUGGGAGCCGCCGCCUCCGCCCGCCGCCUUCCGGCCCCCCUCGCGCUCGGGCUCACUCGCCCCCUCCGUAGACCCGUCCCGCGCGGGCUCUCGGGGUGCGUCGCGCGCCGCUUCCCAGGAGCUGUCAUUGGCCCCAUCGAACUCGGCUUCCCGGACCCGGUCAUUGGUCCCGUCCCGCGCGGGCUCUCGGGUCCCGUCGCACGCGGGCUCCCGGGCCCCAUCUUUGGUCCUGUCGCGCGCGGGCUCCCGGGCCCCAUCGCUGGCGCGGUCGCGCGAAUGCUUCAGGGGCUCCUCGCGGUGCUCGCUGCCUGCGGCCUCGCAUGACGCCGUUCCCUCACAGCUUCCCUCGGGCGUGCCCCUGCACGGGGCUCUUGCCACUCCACCCUCUAGGGAGACCCUGAACACCGACACUGCCGCGGAAGCCGCCUCCGGGACAGCCUGAACCUUCCAGGAGGGCGGCCAAGGAGCGGGCGGGCGG